Messenger RNA from Exophiala aquamarina CBS 119918, 912 nucleotides. RefSeq lists its product as uncharacterized. The coding region runs from base 1 to 912 and encodes 303 amino acids. Gene Ontology annotation, molecular function: oxidoreductase activity. NCBI's taxonomy places the organism in Eukaryota, Fungi, Ascomycota, Eurotiomycetes, Chaetothyriales, Herpotrichiellaceae. The record is from RefSeq and is a predicted model, not a curated record. The transcript has a single exon.
AUGACGGCGACUACUUUCAAGUAUAUCGACCCUUCGUCGUACGAGAAGAGCGAUGUUGCAUUCGUGAAGCCCUGGGCCAAGGUCGAUGGACCUGGCUAUUCAUUUCAUCUUAUUGAUCGCAAGCGCUCGGUGGAGGAUAUUCGUGGCAAUGAGUCGAAUUUCAGCACCGACACAGCAGGAUUUGCCGUUUAUAAUUACCCAGCGAAGGAGAAGUCGUUCACCGACGAUCAGGCUGUUCGCGAUGGAUACUACUCCGAGGUCGAGCAAGUACUACGUGAUAAAUUACCGGGCAUUAAAAAGGUGGUUAUCUUCGACCACACCAUCAGAAGAAGACAAAAGGCGUCUCCCAGACAACCAGUACAACAGGUCCACGUUGACCAGACCCCGAACGCAGCAGCAAUUCGAGUGCGUCGACAUUUGCCUGCGGAGGAAGCCGAGGAGCUUCUGAAGGGACGAUACCAGAUUAUCAACGUGUGGCGACCGAUCGAAAACCCGGCCUCUGAUUUCCCUCUCGCAGUUGUGGAUUGGCGAUCCACCACGCCCUCUGAUUUCGUGAAGGUCGACCUCCUUUACCCCAAAAGAGACGUCACGAAUGGUGCCCACGACGAUGACGACCGAGGCAAGGAAGUUCUCCCAGACCCAACCUCUGCGAGCUCCACCGAUGGAUAUGAGGUCAAGGGCGAAACGUACGGUGUGCAGCCGAAUGAUAGCCACAAAUUCUAUUACUAUAAAGACAUGACGCCCGAAGAGGUUAUGUUCAUCAAGUGCUUUGAUUCUUACAGCCAGGUCAACGGUGGGAAGAAAGGUUUGGCCGACUGUACUCCACACACGGCAUUCGUCGAUCCCCAGACUGCGGCUGAUGCCCCAGGUAGACAGAGCAUUGAGGUGAGAUGUCUGGUGUUCUAUGAAUAG